GAGUCCUCUUUGAAAUUCAUUAUCCAGAAAAAUAUAAUGUCUUCACAAGAGUAAACAUAAGCUAUUGGGAAGGUAAAGACUUCCGGACAAUGUUAUAUAAAGAUUUCUUUAAGGGAAAAACAGUAUUUAAUCAUUGGCUGCCAGGAAUAUGUUAUAGUAAUAUUACCUUUCAGCUGGUAUCUGAGGCAACAUUUAAUAAAAGUACUCUCGUGGAGUACAGUGGUGUCAGUCAUGAACCCAAACAGCAUAGAACUGCCCCUUAUCCACCUCGAAACAUCUCGGUUCAUAUUAUAAACUUGAACAAAAACAAUUGGGAAGAACAGAGUGGCAGUUUCCCAGAGGAAUCCUUCAUGAGGCCACACGAUACCAUGGGAAGAGACAAACUCUUCCAUUUUACAGAUGAAACUCCUGAAAUUCCCUCUGGCAACAUUUCUUCUGGUUGGCCUGAUGUUAACAGCAGUGACUAUGAAACUACACCCCAGCCAUAUUGGUGGGACAGCGCAUCUGCAACUCCGGAAAGCGGAGAUGGCUUUGCCAGGGUGCUUCCCCUGGGAUAUGAAAAUAACGACACACUCAGUGAGACCGAGAAGCCAACGUCAGGCUCCUUCACCUCUUUCCCUGUGCAAAUGAUACUCAGUUGGUUGCCACCAAAGCCACCCACUGCCUUUGAUGGGUUCCAUAUCCACAUAGAAAGGGAAGAAAACUUUACUGAACAUUUGACAGUCGCUGAAGAAGCACACGAAUUUGUUACAGAACUGAAGGAGCCUGGGAAAUAUAAGUUAUCUGUGACAACCUUUAGUUCCUCAGGAUCUUGUGAAACUCGAAAAAGUCAGUCAGCAAAAUCCCUCAGUUUUUAUAUCAGUCCUUCGGGAGAGUGGAUGGAGGAGCUCACGGAGAAGCCCCGACAUGUGAGUGUCCAUGUUUUAAGCUCAACCACCGCCUUGAUGUCCUGGACGUCCUCCCAAGAGAACUACAAUGGCACCAUUGUGUCUGUGGUGUCCCUCACCUGCCAGAAACAAAAGGAGAGCCAGAGGCUAGAAAAACAGUACUGCACGCAGGUGAACUCAAGCAAACCUAUUAUUGAAAAUCUGGUUCCUGGGGCCCAAUACCAGGUUGUGAUGUACCUAAGAAAAGGCCCUUUGAUUGGACCACCUUCAGAUCCUGUGACAUUUGCCAUUGUUCCAACUGGAAUAAAGGAUUUAAUGCUCUACCCCUUGGGCCCCACAGCAGUGGUUUUGAGCUGGACCAGACCAUACUUAGGAGUGUUCAGAAAGUAUGUGGUUGAAAUGUUUUAUUUCAACCCCGCAACAAUGACAUCGGAGUGGACAACCUACUACGAAAUAGCAGCGACCACCUCCUUAACUGCAUCUGUGAGAAUAGCUAAUCUGUUACCAGCGUGGUACUACAACUUCCGAGUGACCAUGGUGACCUGGGGAGACCCAGAAUUGAGCUGUUGUGACAGUUCCACCAUCAGCUUCAUAACAGCCCCAGUUGCUCCAGAAAUCACUUCUGUGGAAUAUUUCAACAGUCUGUUAUAUAUCAGUUGGACAUAUGGGGAUGACACAACUGACCUCUCCCAUUCUAGAAUGCUGCAUUGGAUGGUUGUUGCAGAAGGAAAGAAGAAAAUUAAAAAGAGCGUAACACGCAAUGUCAUGACUGCAAUUCUCAGCCUGCCUCCAGGAGAUAUCUACAAUCUCUCCGUAACUGCUUGCACUGAAAGAGGAAGUAAUACCUCCAUGCUCCGCCUUGUCAAGCUAGAACCAGCUCCUCCAAAAUCACUCUUUGCAGUGAAUAAAACCCAGACUUCGGUGACUCUGCUGUGGGUGGAAGAGGGGGUAGCUGAUUUCUUUGAAGUCUUCUGUCAGCAAGUUGGCUCUGGUCAGGAAACAAAACUGCAGGAACCGAUUUCUGUUUCUUCUCAUGUUGUGACCAUCUCCAGCCUUCUUCCUGCCACUGCCUACAACUGUAGUGUCACCAGCUUUAGCCACGACAGCCCCAGUGUCCCCACAUUUAUAGCCGUCUCAACAAUGGUUACAGUGAUGAAUCCCAAUGUGGUAGUCAUCUCAGUGCUGGCCAUUCUUAGCACCCUGCUAAUUGGAUUGCUGCUGGUCACCCUGAUCAUUCUCAGGAGAAAGCAUCUGCAGAUGGCUAGGGAGUGUGGAGCGGGAACUUUUGUCAAUUUUGCGUCCUUGGAGAGGGAUGGAAAGCUUCCAUACAACUGGCGUAGGAGUAUAUUUGCUUUCCUAACCCUGCUACCUUCAUGUCUUUGGACUGAUUAUCUUUUGGCAUUUUAUAUUAAUCCUUGGAGUAAAAAUGGUUUAAAGAAGAGAAAACUGACUAACCCGGUUCAACUGGACGACUUUGACGCCUACAUCAGGGAUAUGGCCAAAGACUCUGACUAUAAAUUUUCUCUUCAAUUCGAGGAGUUGAAAUUGAUUGGACUGGAUAUUCCACACUUUGCUGCAGACCUUCCACUGAACCGAUGUAAAAAUCGUUAUACAAACAUCCUACCAUAUGACUUUAGCCGAGUGCGAUUAAUCUCCAUGAAUGAAGAGGAAGGAGCAGACUACAUCAAUGCCAACUACAUUCCUGGAUACAACUCAUCCCAGGAGUAUAUCGCCACGCAGGGGCCACUGCCUGAAACCAGAAAUGACUUCUGGAAGAUGGUCCUACAGCAGAAGUCUCAGAUUAUUGUCAUGCUCACUCAGUGCAAUGAGAAAAGGAGGGUGAAAUGUGACCACUACUGGCCGUUCACGGAAGAGCCCAUCACUUACGGAGACAUCACCGUGGAGAUGAUCUCGGAGGAAGAGCAGGAUGACUGGGCCUGCAGACACUUCCGGAUCAUCUAUGCUGACGAGAUGCAGGACGUGACGCAUUUUAACUACACUGCGUGGCCUGAUCACGGUGUGCCCACGGCCAACGCUGCAGAAAGCAUCCUGCAGUUCGUGCACGUGGUCCGACAGCAAGCUGCCAAGAGCAGAGGCCCCAUGAUCGUGCACUGCAGCGCUGGCGUCGGCCGGACGGGAACGUUCAUCGCCCUGGACAGGCUCUUGCAGCACAUUCGGGAGCACGAGUUUGUGGACAUCUUAGGGCUGGUGUCAGAAAUGAGGUCAUACCGGAUGUCCAUGGUACAGACAGAGGAGCAGUACAUUUUCAUCCAUCAGUGUGUGCAGCUGAUAUGGACGAAGAAGAAGCAGCAGUUCUGCAUCAGUGACGUCAUCUACGAGAAUGUCAGCAAGUCCUAGUCAGAAUCCGGAGCAGACAGGACACGGUAUGCGCCCAUCCUCCCUUGCUUCCAGAGUUUUGGGGGCUCCUGCUAGCCAUUUUGCUAAGAGGAGCCCCUGCUUUGUAAUAUGUGGCCCAG
Molecule: messenger RNA, 3364 nt
Organism: Myotis davidii
Lineage: Eukaryota; Metazoa; Chordata; Mammalia; Chiroptera; Vespertilionidae
Gene: PTPRO
Product: protein tyrosine phosphatase, receptor type O
Exons: 26
Coding region: 90-3245 (1051 amino acids)
Biological process (GO): axon guidance; negative regulation of canonical Wnt signaling pathway; peptidyl-tyrosine dephosphorylation involved in inactivation of protein kinase activity
Cellular component (GO): plasma membrane; GABA-ergic synapse; glutamatergic synapse
Molecular function (GO): Wnt-protein binding; cadherin binding; protein tyrosine phosphatase activity
Source: RefSeq, a predicted model, not a curated record